Molecule: messenger RNA, 750 nt
Organism: Elgaria multicarinata webbii
Lineage: Eukaryota; Metazoa; Chordata; Lepidosauria; Squamata; Anguidae
Gene: PABPN1L
Product: PABPN1 like, cytoplasmic
Exons: 8
Coding region: 1-750 (249 amino acids)
Cellular component (GO): nucleus
Molecular function (GO): poly(A) binding
Source: RefSeq, a predicted model, not a curated record
AUGUUUGGACUCGGGGCCAGCCCCCACUUCCCCGAUGCUGGAUCCUGGUGGUGUGACCCUCCAUCUCUGGCUGCCGUCGCCGACUCCCCCUGGGAUGUCGCUGAAAUAUCUGCUUGGCAGAAGCACCUGGAAGAAGAGGCGGAGCUGAGUCCCCUGCAAGGGGAGAGCAGGGAGCUCCUGACGGUGGAGGAUCCUGAGCUGGAGGCCAUCAAGGCCAAAGUCCGCAAGAUGGAGAAGGAAGACGAAUGGCUGCAGGAAUUGCAGGCUGAAGCCAAGGACCUCAUCAUGAGAUCGGACCCAGGUCUUACUUUACCAAGGACAAUUGAGGAAAAGGUUGAGGCUGACCACCGCUCCAUCUACGUGGGAAAUGUGGAUUACGGUGGCACCGCAGAAGAGCUGGAGUCCCAUUUCAACAGCUGUGGGCAGAUCAACCGAGUGACGAUCCUGUGCGAUAAGUUCUCUGGCCAUCCGAAAGGAUACGCCUACAUUGAGUUUGAAGACAAGAGCUCUGUGAAGGCGGCCACGGAGCUGGACGAGAGCACGUUCAGGGGCCGCAUCAUCAAGGUGUUGCCCAAACGGACCAACAUGCCCGGGAUCAGCACCACCGACCGUGGUGGUGGCCGGGGCCGUUUCCACGGCCGGGGGGCUCUGCCUCGCCACACCAACUUCUGUGGAGGGCAGCGGUCACGGCCCCGUGGAAGGGUGUACAGGGGCCGCGGGAGGCUGUCUCCAUGGUAUGCACCCUACUAA